Molecule: messenger RNA, 1023 nt
Organism: Paramecium primaurelia
Lineage: Eukaryota; Ciliophora; Oligohymenophorea; Peniculida; Parameciidae
Source: the annotation of a GenBank genome assembly
AUGAUAUAAUAAGAUAAACCCAUUUAGAAUUAAGAACUGCUUUAUGAGGAAAACCCUUUUAGAGUUUAUGAGGAAAAGGUGCCAUGUUAUGCAAUAGCCAUCAACUCUGAUAAUAAUUUAGUCGUAGCUGGUAUUGGUUACAACAUUAAAGUAAUUCAAAUAACUCAGGAUUAAACCUUAAAAAUGUUAUAAUUGAUAAAGCACCAUUAAGAACUUGUUCUUUGUCUUAGUUUCUUUAGUAAAAAUUUGAGGUCUAGAUCAUUCAUAUCUGUUGCAGACACAAUUAUUAUAUGGGAUGAAUCCGAUCAUUAAUGGAAUAUUUAAACAUGUUUGAAAAUAGAAUAGGAUAUAUCUCAAGUAAAGAGUCUAGUCAUUCAUCCUGAAGAAGACCUUAUCAUUUGUGGUUCUUAAUAAACAAUAUAAUUUUGGUUUUAAAAUUUAGAUACAGAACCUAAUAAAAUAUAAAAUGAAUGGAUUUGCAAACCUUUUGAGAAUCGUGACACUUUUGGUUUAUCUAUUAACUAAAAAGGAGAUAAAUUAGUAUCUUGUAAUACAGGAUAAGAAAUAUUGGUUUUGGAAGGAAGCAACACUACAGAAUGGAAAGUUAUGGAAAAAAUAUCUACUAACGCCUAUGGAUUGAGAUUGUGCUUUAUUACAAAUGAUAUAAUUGCCUUUUAAGAACGAGGUUCAAGACCUCAUGAACACUUAUAAUUUUACUCAUUAAAUUCUAAAGAGAAAUUAACUUAGAGUAAUGUUAAAGGAGGAUAUUAAGCUUGUAAUAGUUUAUUUCCUUUAAGUUAUGUACCAUCAAAAUAACUAAUUAUUGAUAGAAAUGGGUAUUCUGUAAAUGUUGUUAGGAUAAAAUAAGUAAAUUCUUAACAAUUUGAAUCAGAGUUAGUUUAAUAUUUUGAAUUUAAAAGCGAAUACAUAUAUGGUACAGUUAGUAAGGAUGGAAAUAUUCUAAUUAUUUGGAAUGAUAAAUUAGAAGUAAUCUAAUUUAGAAGAUUAAAUGUUAACAUUUGA